AUGGCUCAAAAACCCCCUUCUUCCCAUUCUGCGCGCGACCGUCUCUCUUCCCUCACCACGCACAUCAUGGGCUCCUCCAACCCCUCCGUUUUCACCGCGGCCACCGUCGCCGCGGCCCCCGAAGAUCCUCUCUUUGGCCUCAUGAAGGCCUAUCGCGAAGAUCCCUCCGAUAAGAAGGUUGAUUUGGGUAUUGGUGCCUACCGCGACAACAAUGCGAAGCCGUGGAUUCUACCUGUUGUCAAGAAGGCCGAUGACGCUAUUCACAACGACCCCUCCCUCAACCACGAAUACCUCUCCAUCGGCGGUCUGGCCGAUUUCACCUCCGCCGCGCAGAAGCUCAUCGUCGGCGCGGACAGCGCAGCCAUCCGAGAGAAACGGAUCUGCUCGCUGCAAACCAUCUCGGGAACCGGCGCCGUCCACCUGGGUGGCCUCUUCCUCUCGAAAUUCCACCCCCAAAAGCCCGCCAUCUACCUCUCGAACCCAACCUGGGCCAAUCACAACCAGAUCUUCACCAACGUCGGCCUCCAGCUCGCCACCUACCCCUACUUCCACAAGGACACCAAGGGCCUCGACUUCGAUGGCAUGCUGCAAGCGCUGCGGGCGGCGCCGGCAGGCUCCAUCAUCCUGCUGCACGCCUGCGCCCACAACCCGACCGGCGUGGACCCCUCGCAAGAUCAAUGGCGCGCCAUCGCGUCCGUGAUGCGCGAGCGCCAGCACUUCCCCUUCUUCGACACCGCCUACCAGGGCUUUGCGUCCGGCGACCUGGUCCGCGACAGCUGGGCCAUCCGCUACUUCGUCGAGCAGGGCUUCGAGCUGUGCGUCGCCCAGUCCUUCGCCAAGAACUUCGGGCUGUAUGGUGAGCGGACAGGCGCUUUCCACUUUGUCUCGGCGCCUGGCGCGGAUGCCGCCACCGCCAACGCCCAUAUCGCUAGCCAGCUGGCGAUCCUGCAGCGUUCGGAGAUCUCCAAUCCGCCCGCGUACGGCGCCCGCAUCGCCAGCCGCGUUCUGAAUGAUCCCGCCCUCUUCGCGCAGUGGGAGGAGGAUCUGCGGACCAUGAGCGGUCGUAUCCAGGAGAUGCGUCGUGGGUUGCGCGAGCGUCUCGAGAAGCGCGGGACCCCCGGCAAGUGGGAUCAUAUCACUACUCAGAUUGGCAUGUUCAGUUUCACUGGGCUGUCUGAGGCCCAGGUGAAGAUUCUCCGUGACAAGUGGCACGUCUACAUGACCAAGAACGGCCGUAUCUCGAUGGCCGGCCUAAAUACAAAUAACCUGGACUACUUCGCCGAGGCUGUCGACAGCGUCGUGCGCGAGACCUCCUAG
Messenger RNA from Penicillium argentinense, 1317 nucleotides. Its product is annotated as aspartate aminotransferase. Lineage: Eukaryota; Fungi; Ascomycota; Eurotiomycetes; Eurotiales; Aspergillaceae. Gene Ontology annotation, biological process: L-aspartate biosynthetic process. The coding region runs from base 1 to 1317 and encodes 438 amino acids. The transcript has 4 exons. Gene Ontology annotation, molecular function: L-aspartate:2-oxoglutarate transaminase activity; pyridoxal phosphate binding. Gene Ontology annotation, cellular component: cytosol. The record is from RefSeq and is a predicted model, not a curated record.